AUGUCCGACGGCGCGUCGAUCCUACACAGAGUCGCCCUGAACGCCGCCUUCAUCGCUCUCGGCUAUGGUUUACGUCGCUCGAAGGUUUUAUCCGUCGACGAUGGACGAACCGUCUUCAGGUUCGCCACGCACGUCACCUUACCGGCGUUGUUGCUGUACGUCAUGACGAGGGCGACGAGCGGAUCAUCGAGCGAGAUAUUGCGGACGGUCGUCGAGCGGGUGAGCGGGACGAUACCGGCCAUGUCGCUCGCGGUCGGAAUCGGGUGCUCGCUCGGGGCGUACUUUUUGUAUCGCAAGCACCCGGCGCGCGCGCGCGGGUUAGCGGUCGGGAGCGCGACCGGGGUGAAUCUCGGGAUGUUCGCCUACCCGUUCAUUGAGGCGAUAUGGGGGAUGCCGGGGCUGGCGAUGUGCGCGAUGUGGGACGCGCCGAACGCGGUGGUCGUGUUCGGCGCGGCGAAGGCCAUCUUCGCAGCCGAGCAAAAGAAUGGAGAUGCCUCGAGGGCGGUGCACGACGACGGCGGCAUCUACGACGGCGAGUGGUUAGAUAAGAAGAAGCACGGAUACGGGUGUUACAAGUAUCCCAGCGGGUCGACGUACGAAGGGCAAUGGAAGAAUAACAUCAAGGAUGGCUUGGGCGUGUACACGUACGCAAAGGGCGGUUCAUACGCCGGCGAGUUCAAGCGAGGGAGAUUUGAAGGGACGGGUAUUCGAGUGCUCCGUACGGGAGUCGUCAAGGCGGGAUUAUGGGAGGAUAAUGAGUUCGUGGAGGCGACGACGGUGAAAGACUGCGAAGGGACGAUCGCGGCUGCGAACGCGGCGGUGGCGUCUGCUCGCAAAGCUGCCGAAGCGAGCAGCCUCACGAUGAAGGCGCUAUUCUGGAAGGUGGCCAAGUUUCCACCCGUCAUCGCCGUGACUCUGGCGAGCUUGAUGAAUUUCACUGGUGUCGCGCUUCCACAAAGUGCCGCGCAGCUGGUGGUUCCCUUGGCGAAUGCGAACAAUCCCAUCGUCUUGUUGACGCUGGGCGUGCUCUUCAAACCCGCCAUGGAUAGACUGCAACUGCAAGCAGUGGCGAGGUUCAUUGGCGUUAAAUACGGAUUAGGAUUGAUCGCCGCGGCGAUGUGUACGAUUUUCAUCCCGCAGAGCUUUUCCUUGGCUCGCGGUGUCAUCGCUGCGCUUUGCGUGAUGCCAGUGCCGUCCAUCGUCAUGCAAUACUCGGCGGAACACGACAACGACGGCCAACUCGCGGCUGCCAUCGUGAUGAGCUCGCAAGCGAUGACGAUAAUUUUGAUAUGUUGUUUCGCGGUUGCUGCGCCUCACAUCGCAAACAUAGACCGUGCGGUGUUUUCUGGCGCUCUCGCCGCGGGAGCCGUUGCGCUGUCGGCGGCGAGCGCAGCGGGCGUGAAGGCUCUGGAGACAUCCAAGUCUGACCGCUCGUCGAAAUCGAACAUGGCCGUCGCACCGACCGCGAGCAUGGCGUCGAUACCGCGAGCGAGUCGAAAUACUCGACGGAGGAUCGCGAUACGAGAAUCUCCUUUACUCACUCUAAGCGCCCGAGGAUCGAAGUUCGCGCGGCCUCGCGCGAGGGCGAACAUCAGGAGCACGCACGCGUUCGCGAUGAGUGGCGGCAUGAAGUUUGUGCGACUGUAG
Molecule: messenger RNA, 1647 nt
Organism: Ostreococcus tauri
Lineage: Eukaryota; Viridiplantae; Chlorophyta; Mamiellophyceae; Mamiellales; Bathycoccaceae
Product: MORN motif
Exons: 1
Coding region: 1-1647 (548 amino acids)
Biological process (GO): transmembrane transport
Cellular component (GO): membrane
Source: RefSeq, a predicted model, not a curated record